Molecule: messenger RNA, 3003 nt
Organism: Microdochium trichocladiopsis
Lineage: Eukaryota; Fungi; Ascomycota; Sordariomycetes; Xylariales; Microdochiaceae
Product: RNA polymerase II mediator complex subunit Sin4
Exons: 9
Coding region: 1-3003 (1000 amino acids)
Biological process (GO): positive regulation of DNA-templated transcription
Cellular component (GO): mediator complex
Source: RefSeq, a predicted model, not a curated record
AUGCCCCUUAUCCUGGACAACCCCAUGGACGAGGCUGCCAUGCAGGUCGAUCUCGACGAUGUCGACGACCUUUUUGGAGAUGGCGUCCCCCUCGCAUUGCCUCCCCGUCCACCAAGCAAGCGUCUGCACCAAAGACUCGACGAGCUUCGGAGGAGUGGAUGUUGCCAAGGUGUCGCUUGGUCAAAGACCGGCACGAUAGCGUCCAUCUCUCCAGGUGGGCACAGCCUCGAGCUCAGGUACCUAUGCGCAGACCCAAAGACGGCGCAAUGGGGACUCAGCGACGCGACACACUUCACGCCAAGCACGAGUUUCCCUGGAGGCCCUAUCGUUCACCUGACCUGGAGCCCGACCAACACGUCGUCUGAGCUCGCCGUCAUCGAUUCUGUGGGGAGGACCUCCAUUUUCAACUUUGCCACGAAUCUGAAUAGGCCGUCACGGGUUCGAGGCUGGGACACUGACCCUGUGGAUGACUUGCACAUGGUGGUGGGCUCGUAUUGGCUCAAUCUCAUGCCAACACAUGCCUCCAAGGUUCAUCCACUGUACAGCCCAGCUGUCAAGGUCGGCGACAAGUACAAGUAUGAGCCGUCAUUUGUCCCAAUCAGUGGCCCGUACCAUCCGAAUCCUUCACGUUCGGCACUCAUCACUGUCACCACUCGAGGAUUACUCAAAAUGUUCUGGUACCAGGCAAACGGCAAGUUGGAGGAGACAAAGAUUGACCUUGAAAGUGUGAACUCCGCCGACGACCUCAUCACCCACGCGUCUAUCUGUUCUGACAUGAAGACUGUCCUCUUUGUCUCCUUGAUGACGCAGUCUAAGCAGCUUCGCGUUGUCCAAGUCAAGAUUCUCUGGGACGGGCAGAGAUCAGAAGGCCAACAGACCCAACAGCAACCCAAUCGCCCGCUAAAUCCCAGCUUGUCCGUGAAACAUCUUGCUGUUACCACAUGGCUGAGUGGGGAGCAGGACUCUCAUCUAGGCUCUGCCAUGCCCAAGGUGUCACUUCUCGAGUUUCUGCCAACUUCGCCCAAUCAGGCGACUAAGAAAAUGGCAGCACCUGUGAUCGUUGCCGUCCGCUCGUUUGUGCCGACGUUGAGCUCGCCUUACAACCAGGAGAUCCAAAGCUCGAUCGACGUAUGGGAGCUCCAGCCAGAUUCUCAGCAGACUGUGCAUCCGGCUUUUGAAAAACUUGGGACACGGAGGAGUAGUGUUGGACAGCCUAAUCAGGACCCGCUGUGCUUGAGAAAGCUGGACUCAAUCAUUGUCGAUAAAGUUGUUGUCGGCAUCACGCAAGUCCCGCUGGGUAGAGCCAUUUGCUUCGCAUACAGCGAUGGCACAAUUGAAUACCGGGAUCGAUUCACAUUACAACCAAUGUACAACGAAGUCAACCUAGACCGCAUCACAUCAAUGCUUGAAGUUGGUUUCACCCAGGAAGGAGAAUCGAGUUGCCUGCAAAGCGCCUUGUCGCCCACGAGCCUGUCUGUGAUCCAAAUCAAUGAAGCGGGCAAGCUGCACUGGCACAGUCUGCGGUACGGACAGGACACUUCGUCACCCUUGACUGCAGGCCAGCUAUCGUCGGUCGUUGCAGCGAUGACCAUGGCGACUGCACAAUCAGCGUAUGCGCAGAUCAACAUUGAUGACCUCCUUUCUAUUGCCAGACACUUCAAACAACAAGAUGGAUUCUCCUCGCAAUGGAUGACCGAAAUGGUGCAUCUUUCCAAGAUUAUUGUUGAUUAUGCGGAGGAGGUGCCGCACGACCAUCUUUUCAGAAACAACCAGCUGCAGCUCUUCUUCAGCAUUCUCAAUCACGUGGGAUGGAAUGGGACGACACAACAGCGGGACUUCCAGAGCAAGCUAUCCACAAUAGCCCUAAAUCUUCGCAACAUUGUGAUCCUGAUCACGAUAGCCAACAACAACACACAUUCGGGAAGAGGUCCUACGCCGAUGGACGACACCGAGGUCGUCAGCGCCCUGGCUGGCUGUUGCAAGUGGUCUAUAGACCUUCUGUCCUGGCUAUGUGACUCGCUUUUCUGUCUACUGGACGACACGAAGUUCAUGGCUCUGCUUCAAGCAAGUCCACCGCAAUUCUCACAACUUACAGACUACCUCCACCAGAACAACGACGUGGCGUUACACAUGAUCAUGUGCUCUUCGAUCCGGGGCCUGCUCAAUGCAGUCUGCCGCAGAAUCAAUCUUCUGGACAACCUUUCCGUCAUGGCGCUCAAAUACUACGAGAGCCGCGCUGGCAAGGAUGAGCCAGCAGCCACGCCAGGAGCACCUACAGGUGCCAAGGGCGGCUCGUAUGGAUCACCUCUGCACAUGGCCUACCAGCGAAUACAACGACAUACGUCCUCCGCCAUGAUCAAGAUUAGUGACUUUGAUGCUCUCCUCACGACGUUUGGCACCGCGAUUCGCACAGUGUACAAGGCUUCUUCCGAACAUAUGAACAAACAGCAGCAACAACAGAACACUAGCAAUGGGGCGUCUGGGAACAGUAACCCCAAGGACGACGCUGGCGCGCGCGCGCGUGCCACCUGCGAACUGACGCUGCUCCUGGGGGGCCCCCCGCCUCCGUCGUUCCAGGACAUCCUGUGCAAGCUCUUCAAGCAGGACCUCACCAACCUGCGCAGCCAGACCGACGCGGCGAGACUCUUCUUUGCAGACUAUAGUCUUCUUGAGAUCGACGACGAGCCCAAGGCGUUGGAGCGCAAGAGGGCACGCGGCGCGCAUGUCGACAUGUUCAAGCGCGUAGAAAUCGUCAAGGGCGUCCACGGUGGUAGUGCGAGCCGACGGGCUGGGAGCCUGGGCGGCGACCACGAGAGCGGGGCUCAGCAGGCGCCGGCGCAGUGGCGAAUGUGUGUACGCUGUGCGAGCGUCAUGGAGGACUUUGGGCCUGUGCAUAACCGGCCAAAUCUGGCGUUUGUGCUGAGCCAGCAGCGGAACUGCUCCUGUGGAGGACGGAUGGUGCUCCUGCCGCUGACCAGUGGAGAUGGGAACAGGGGGAAGUGA